Messenger RNA from Arabidopsis thaliana (thale cress), 1838 nucleotides. It is a transcript of the gene CYCP1;1, whose product is annotated as cyclin p1;1. Gene Ontology annotation, molecular function: protein kinase binding. The record is from RefSeq and is marked reviewed. NCBI's taxonomy places the organism in Eukaryota, Viridiplantae, Streptophyta, Magnoliopsida, Brassicales, Brassicaceae. Bases 389 to 1054 code for a protein of 221 amino acids. The transcript has 2 exons.
AUAAAAGGCAAUAAUGGAAACUUUCCUUCUUCUUCACAAUUCUUCGCGGCUUCUUUUAGCUUCUAAGCUUCAGAGCAGCAAAAAAAAAACAAUGGAGAAGCGCCGGAGAUAGAUCUGCUUUCUUCCAUUCUCCGGACCUUCUCUAGUUCACGAACCAACUUCUUCCACUUUAUUCUCGUAAGCUUCUUCCACUUUAUUCCUAAUUCUUGACUCUCAAGAUUCUUGGUACUUGGUAGGUAGGGAGACAUAUAGAGAGGGUUUAGGUUCUUGAUUAGGAAUUAGUUCACCUGCUUGAAAUUUACUCUACAUACGUCUUCUAUUUCAAAACCCUAUUCAAAGUUACCAUUUUUAUGCACAUCAUCAUCUUCAUUGCAGAUUCGUUGGAGAAAUGGACUCUCUCGCAACCGAUCCAGCUUUCAUUGAUUCGGAUGUAUACCUCAGGUUAGGACUUAUUAUUGAGGGCAAACGAUUGAAAAAGCCACCGACUGUUCUCUCACGCCUCUCUUCUUCUCUGGAGAGAUCUCUGUUACUCAAUCAUGAUGACAAGAUUCUGCUUGGAUCGCCAGACUCUGUUACCGUGUUUGACGGGAGAUCUCCCCCUGAGAUCAGUAUUGCACACUACUUGGAUCGCAUUUUCAAGUACUCUUGCUGCAGUCCCUCCUGCUUCGUCAUUGCGCAUAUCUACAUUGAUCACUUUCUCCAUAAGACCCGAGCCCUUCUCAAACCCCUUAAUGUCCACCGCCUUAUCAUUACAACUGUCAUGUUAGCUGCUAAAGUCUUCGAUGAUAGGUAUUUCAACAAUGCAUACUACGCAAGAGUGGGAGGUGUGACUACGAGAGAGUUAAACAGAUUGGAGAUGGAGUUGUUGUUUACCCUUGACUUCAAGCUUCAGGUAGAUCCUCAGACGUUUCACACACACUGUUGUCAGUUAGAAAAGCAGAACAGAGACGGCUUCCAGAUCGAGUGGCCCAUAAAAGAAGCAUGCCGAGCCAACAAAGAGACUUGGCAGAAGAGGACACCCGACUCACUCUGCUCUCAAACCACAGCACGCUGAUCGGCAAGGGUAAGAUAGGAUUAUUUUGUGUUUUAGUAGUGAUGAUUCUUUUGCAUGAUUGAUUGUUUGUGACAAUUGUGUGUAGUAGAAAAUCUGAAAAUUUCUACCAACUCAUUCUUUAAGAAGUUGCUAUAAUAUAGUUUCCUUGAUACUGGUUAAACUACUAAAUAGAUCUCUACUUUACAUCAAACCGCAACUAUUCCAUCUGCUGCUGCAUUUCACAUUAGCGACAGGAGGCUCUGCUGCUUUGCCAUUACAAGGAGUAUCGUUAAUCUUGGGCGGUGGUUAAGCAGCAGUAGCAGGAGCCUCAACAUUACCACAAGCACCUGAACCACCACCGCCAUUGCUAUUCUUAGGGUCAGAGGACGGUGGUGCGAUUGGAGAUAGUGAGUCCCGUGAGUGGUAGCCCCUGGGAUCAUCAUGUGACUCCUUAAACGUUAUACUGAUGACCCUCUUGUCGGUAAUCUUUCAUGUGUUUGAUCCCACUAGCGUUUUUGUCAAGCAAGUCCUGUAGGUGUACGGUCUGGUCAAAGGUGCUGACAUGGACCUGACGUCGGCAAGUUGAUGGCAUGGCGAGCGGAGUUGCCAUAGAAAUGUCAUCAGGAGACUCUGGUUCAGGUUCCCACAAAAGCUCGGCUCUUUUGCCGGUUAAUAUCAGUGUUCACUUCUAUCGUCCCUUCGUUUGCAUUAACCUUGAUGGAAUGCACUCCUAAUCAUAAAUCCACCAUUGCUAAUUAUAUAUAUCAGAAACGGUAGUAAAUAUAUGCAUAAUCAAUCACCUUCA